ACCAAAAUUGGUGGACGAAAGUAAUUUUUGCUACAUUACAGAUAAGUCACAUAAUGGAAAAGUAAGUUAUAAUUAUAUUAUGUUAUUGAUAAAUAUAAAGUAUACAAUUUGUAUAAUAUGAAUACUCGUUUAAAAUACUACGUUUUUUUUUUUGUAAAUUAAAUAUAGAUAUACUGGAGAUGUGAACGAAAAGAUGAGUGUCCUGCACGGGCUCACACAAACAUAGGUUCUCGCGAGAUAAUUUUUGGUUAAAAAAAACCCACAGUCAUGCUCCAAAUGUAGCAAAAGUUAUUGCUCUGGAGGCUACAACGGAAAUGGUCAAAAAUGCAACUCUCGGAGUAAAUUCCGCUCAACAAAUUGUUGGUGAAGUUACACAAAAUUUAAAUGAUGCUGUAUUAGCUCAACUACCGAAAUUAAACACAUUAAAACGAAAGUUAAGGCGAGUAAAAGAACGUGCUACAUGGCAUCCACCUUGUCCAACCAGUAUAAGAGAUUUAAUAAUACCGGACCAGUAUAUGUGUCUAUCAGGUGGAUCACAAUUUCUACUUCAUGAUUCUGGUGUACAUGAUGACGAACGAUUUAUAAUUGUAGGAUCAAUGACUGGACUUCGUGCACUAUCUAUGUCAACGCGAUGGCAUGCAGAUGGUACUUUUAAAACAACACCACUUAUUUUUAAGCAAUUGUACAGCAUACAUGCAGAAAUAGGAAACAAUUCUCUAGUGGCGGGUGCGUUUAUAUUAAGGACACGUAUGACCGAAGAAGACAAUAUAUUCAACAGAUGUUGACUUUGCAGUUAAUGCAAAAAUGUUGGCAUCAUUGGCUUUUGUACCGUUACACGAUGUAGUAAAAGCAUUUGAAGAACUUGUUGACUAUUUACCGGAAUCUAUGUUGCCAGUAGUAGAUUAUUUUGAAGAUAAUUGUAUCCGUAUAUUUUAAAUACAUACACGUAAUGUAUAAUAUUUUACUAAUUUUUGAAAAUUUUAAUUUUAAAGGGAGGCCUAUGAGACGGACAAGACGAACGCCAAAAUUUCAACCAAAAUUGUGGAAUCUCUACGAAGCUGCCAUACAUGGACUAGCUCGUACCAAUAAUGGUUUGGAAGGAUGGCAUAAUGGCUUUCAAAAGCAAGUUGGUGGUCAUCAUGUAUCAAUUUGGAAGAUGUUUGAAGGCCUACAAAGGGAGGUCGGGCUAGCUAAAUUAAAAGUGGUACAAAUUGAGGCUGGCAAAGAAGAAAAACAGAAAUUAAAAUGGAAAAGAACCACAGAAAAUAUAA
Acyrthosiphon pisum (pea aphid) is the source of this 1271-nucleotide messenger RNA. RefSeq lists its product as uncharacterized. The record is from RefSeq and is a predicted model, not a curated record. Bases 315 to 785 code for a protein of 156 amino acids. Lineage: Eukaryota; Metazoa; Arthropoda; Insecta; Hemiptera; Aphididae. The transcript has 2 exons.